GGAUCAUACAAGAUGCCUACGGUGACAAGGUAGCCUUGGGCGUCGGCAGGCUCUAUGGGGGUGUCGCAGUUUCAGCUCCGCUGGACGCUGUGAUCUGUGUUGAAAACGCGGAAAAUCAGUGAAGACACUUCGAGUGCAUCGCUAGUAGUAACAGGUGCCUUACUAGUAGUAACAAGAAGCUACUAGGAACAGGUGCAUCGCUAGUAGUAAUCAGUGAAGAGCUCUUGCCGACGAAGAUUUGGCCUUCCAGGAGAACCCCAUUUUCAGCUGUGAAACGCGAGACUUUCUGACUGGAAGAGCAGGCGCAGGCAACUCUGGCAGCGCUCAAUGUCCACUGCUUUUACGCACAAACCAACGCAUAUCUUGUUUAAUUGCUUCGGUGGCAUCAAUCGCGUGUGUACAAGUAUGAUAAAACACGUGCAAGCGGACGUUGACUCCAUUUUUGUCCUUGUUACUGUGCUUAGGUUGCAAUGUGUCCGUCAGACCGUACACACUGCCGAGGCCCUUGCCACGCUUGGCUUGCAGUACGGCCAGCCAGAGGUGGACGACAUCCUUGAGUACUGCACUGUGACAGACGACGGCUAUGUCCAUUAUAAGGAGUUGCACUACGUUUUGUCACCAGACCAACCACGUGCUAAACAAAGCAGUAUGAAGACAACAAUUUAUCCCACAGAGGCUUUGGACCAUGGCGCUUCAAAGGGUCGCAGCGGGUUUUUCGCAGCCAAGACAGAGGACAUCCGCAAGGUCUUUGCUUUGUGGGAGAAGGGCCGCAUCUCUUCAGAGCAGUUCAAGGAAGCCUUGCAAGCUUGCGGGGCACCUAUGACAGCUGAGCUGGAUCGUUUGCUUCUCACGUAUGGCCCUGCUAGAGCCAUGCCCUUUAGUAAGCUGAUGUACGCGUUGCAAAUCGAUGCCAACGACGGCCGUAGAGCUCGGAACGCGCUUGGUGUGGCCGCUGACAAGGACCCAGUGCCAGGUGCAGGUGCUACAACGGCGUCGGAGAAGCCGCGCUUCCAUGGCCUGACGACCAAACCAACAAGGAGCGAGGACUUGGCCAAUCCAUCCUCCCUUCGACAGGCAAUUUGUGAUUUCGUUGACGGUCACAUUCCGGCUGUGACCUUUCGCCUGCAGUUGCAGCGUUUUGGAGUUCUGUUCACGCCUGACUUGGACAAGAUGAUUCGAACGCAUGAGGGUGACAGCUCCGUCCGGUUUCAAGACUUUGCCCGCUUGAUGCUCCGUCAGGACAAAGCUGUUCCGUCAGGCUCUGCAACCCCCAGCGGAUACCAUAGUGUGACACCCCGCAGUGAUGCUAUGUUUGCUCGCAGCCCUGCCAGCUCACAAAGUGCGCCUUAUGCGCAUGAUCUACCUGAACCGGAGAUUGGGGCCCGCCUUUCAGCAAUUUCGGUGGCACCCCCGUAUGCGACGGAGGAUGGAGACGAUAGAGGCGAUUCGGUGAUUCCUCUUCCAAGACAUCACGCACAAGGUCGAGACAUCCUGGGUUGGAACCAUGCAGAGGAGAAGAGCGCAAAACUUGGGCGGCGGCACAUGCCAACCGCUUCCUCAGGCCAAAGCUUUCUGCAGUGGGCCGAAAAGCAGGAGGAUGAACAACGUCCUGGAAGGCG
Messenger RNA from Durusdinium trenchii, 1619 nucleotides. The record is from the annotation of a GenBank genome assembly. Lineage: Eukaryota; Dinophyceae; Suessiales; Symbiodiniaceae.